Molecule: messenger RNA, 1380 nt
Organism: Phyllotreta striolata
Lineage: Eukaryota; Metazoa; Arthropoda; Insecta; Coleoptera; Chrysomelidae
Source: the annotation of a GenBank genome assembly
CAACUAUUCGCAUUUUUCCAUACGCUUUUCAUCAACGAUACAAAAAUGUCUUGCCGGCAGAAAUCCAGUAAAGGCCAAAAACCGAUAAAAGCCGUCUAUGCCAGAUCGAUAUUCGAUUCCAGAGGUUUCCCGACAGUAGAAGUUGAUUUAGUCACUGAUUUAGGACUGUUCAGGACCGCUGUUCCGGCGGGAGUGACCUCAGGUACUUAUGAGGCCUUCGAAUUGCGCGACGGCAUCCAGAACGAUUACCACGGCAUGGGCGUCUUCAAAGCCGUAGACAACGUCAACAACGUGAUCGGCCCGGAGCUCUGCAAGCAGGAGAUGGACGUGACCCAGCAGGAGAAGAUCGACCAAUUCCUCAUCAACAUGGACGGCACCGAAAACAAGCAGAAAUUCGGCGCCAACGCCAUCCUCGGCAUAUCCCUGUCGGUGUGCAAGGCCGGCGCCGCCAAGCGGGGAUUGCCCCUCUACAGGCACGUGGGCGACCUGGCGGGCAACAAGGACCUGGUGAUGCCGGUGCCCGCUUUGAACGUCAUCAACGGCGGCGCGCACUCCUCCAACAAGCUGGCAAUGCAAGAAUUCAUGCUUCUACCCACCAGCGCCUCGUCCUUCACCGAAGCUAUGAAAAUGGGCUCCGAGACGUACCAUCACCUCAGGAACCUCAUCAAAGAGAAGUUUCAAAUGGACUCGGUGGGCGAAGAGGGAGGCUUCGCCCCCAACAUCGCCGACCCCAAGGAAGCGCUGUCUUUGAUCGUGCAGGCCAUCAGCACCGCCGGUUACGCCGGAAGGAUCGACAUCGCCAUCGAUGCAGCCGCACCACAAAUGUUCAAAGAAGGUUUGUACGACUUCGAUUUCAAGAACCCGGCAUCGAGCAAAUCGAGCUGGAAGAAGCCCGAAGAGCUGCUCAACAUGUACAAGAGCUUCACCACCGAGUUUCCGGUGGUGUCCAUCGAGGACCCGUUCGAGGUGGAGGACUUCGACUCGUGGUCGAACCUGGUGAAGCAAAUACCCAUACAGAUCGUCGGCGACGAGUUCCUCGCCACCAAUCCCAAGAGGAUCCAAAAGGCCGUCGACAGCGCCGCCUGCAAUUGCCUGCUCAUGAAAGUCAAUCAAAUCGGUACGAUUACGGAAGCGGUCAAGUCGCAUUUGCUGGCGAAAACGAACGGUUGGGGCACGAUGAUCGCCUGUCGAUCGGCGGAAACCGAAGACAAUUUCAUUGCUGACUUGGCCGUGGGGCUGUCUACCGGCCAGAUAAAGGCCGGGGCCCCUUGUCGCUCGGAACGUUGCUCCAAAUACAAUCAAUUGCUGCGCAUCGAGGAGGAACUGGCCAGAGACACGAGAUAUGCCGGCAAAGCGUUCAGGAAACCGGUUUGAAUAUUA